This is a messenger RNA of Conger conger (European conger), 2974 nucleotides long. RefSeq names its product transmembrane protein 135-like. The coding region runs from base 160 to 1569 and encodes 469 amino acids. Lineage: Eukaryota; Metazoa; Chordata; Actinopteri; Anguilliformes; Congridae. The record is from RefSeq and is a predicted model, not a curated record. The transcript has 15 exons.
AUAUAUGUAAAUAAAAAAAUAAAAUUUAAAAAGUCGCUUUCUAAGCAUUUCUAGUGUCCUGUAAUAACCCGAAAACGACCUUUCCCCCAAUUUCCUCUCUCGCUGUUGCGCGGAGCUUGUGCCGUGAUAGCGCUUCCACGGGUGCAAGUUCAAGCCAACAUGGCUGCCUUCAGUAAGUCAAUUCCACACAACUGCUACGAAAUUGGACAUACCUGGAACCCUUCGUGUACGGUUUCGACACUGCAGGUUACCGCUGGAGCCCUUGAGGUGUCUUUUAAAAUAUAUGCACCCUUGUAUCUUAUUGCUGCUAUCCUCCGGAGGAGAAAAAGGGAUUACUACUUGAAAAGACUGCUACCUGAAAUUCUUCAGUCAACCUCAUUUCUGACAGCAAAUGGAGGACUGUACAUUGCAUUCUUCUGCAUUCUCAGGAAGCUUCUGGGCAGGUUCUAUUCAUGGUCUGCAGGAUUCGGGGCAGCACUGCCGGCCUCCUACAUCUCCAUCCUGAUUGAACGGAAAAGCAGGAGAGGACUGCUAACCAUAUACAUGGCAAAUCUGGCAACAGAAACGAUAUUCCGGAUGGCAGUCAAAAGAGGAAUGGUUAACCCUGUCAAACAUGGAGAGAUACUUCUGUUCUGCUUGACUGCCUCCAUCUACAUGUUCUUUUUCCGCAGCAAAGAUGGGCUCCAGGGAUUUUCAUUCUCUGCUCUCAAAUUCAUAGUGGGGAAAGAGGAGCUCCCCAUGCAUUCACAACAGAUGGAACACACAUCCAGGAGGGCACCAGUGAGGGGCGCUAUCGAGUCAGAGAGCGAGAGCAGAGAGAGACCACAGCCCCAGCCUGCCUCCAGCAGAACCACCAUCGCUGCCCUGACCCAGAGACUGCUGGACUCUGUGUGCAAGCGUGGGCCCAGACACAGAUGUUGUAAACAUUACCAUGACAACUGCAUCUCAUACUGUGUCAAGGGAUUUAUCCGGAUGUUCAGUGUGGGCUACCUGAUCCAGUGUUGUCUGAAGGUUCCCUCAACGUUUCGGCAGGCUUUCACCAAACCCUCCCGCCUGCUGUCUCUGCUCUACAACAAGGAGAACUUCCAGCUGGGGGCCUUCCUGGGCUCCUUUGUUAGCAUAUACAAGGGCACCAGCUGUUUGCUGCGGUGGGUGCGUAACCUAGACGACGAGCUCCACGCUCUUGUCGCUGGCUUCCUGGCUGGGAUCUCCAUGUUCUUCUACAAGAGCACCUCCAUCUCCAUGUACCUGUUCUCCAAAUUGGUGGAGACCAUGUACUUCAAAGGCAUCGAGGCCGGGAGGCUACCCUAUUUUCCUCACGCGGACACCCUGAUCUACGCCGUUUCUACAGCGAUCUGCUUCCAGGCGGCAGUGAUGGAGGUGCAGAACCUGCGGCCUUCGUACUGGAAGUUCCUGCUUCGGCUCACCAAGGGCAGAUUUGCAUUGAUGAACCGGAAGGUUCUGGAAGUGUUUGACACUGAUGCCUCACAGGAAUUCGGAGACUUCCUUCCCAAACUGGACCCCAGGUACACGCUGGUCCCGCCGGCUGUGAGCCUCCCGCUGGACUGAGCAGGCCUGUGCGGGGGUGGGGUGUUGGGCUGGGGUCGCCAUCCGACCCGGUCCAAAUCAGACCGGUCAGUGUUACAUCUGUGUGAAGCAGCUGCAGCGCUGACCGAUUUCAAAGUGCCUAUAAUGCAACAGACGUACACAAAUGCAUAACGUUUUCAUCCACAUUUACAGCAGUUUAUAAUCUCAGCCCAAGGUCCAGUUUGUGGUGAUGAAUAUUUCUAAAUGGUGAUCCAGUAUUAGCAGGUUUUAUGUGGGGUGUGUUCAGGGAUGUGAGGGAGUAGGUGGGGAUGGAGACUGAAGUUGGCGUGCUACCACAAUAUUGCGUUUUUUGUAUUUCUCACUUUAGUUGAAUGGUUUGACAUUAAGAAAUGUUCUGGACCUUUGUCUUAUGAAUAUUGUAUAGGGUAAGUAUACAGAUGAAAACUUUCAGUGACUAUUUUUUUUAGUGAUUACGCAUGGAAGACACGCAAGGUCUAACCUUGAAUUUUCUUUCGGAAAGGGUGCAGAUGUUAAUGUUUUUAUUUACUGUGAUAUUAAUUUGGCCAUGUUGUGUUGAACAGGCUUGCUUGAAAAUGUCUAUUGUCUUAAAUGAACAGUUUAUUUUAGAUAAAAAAUGGUAUUUGGGUUCUUGGAAAGGAAUUCCAUUAUUUUUCAGACUUGCUGUCUUAUCAUUUGUCAUCUGUUAUUUCCAUAGUGAAAGCAGUUUAGGGAGAAGAGACAUAGGGAAUGGUGUGUGUGUAUGGAUGGAUGAGUUCAGAAGGUUCUUAGCUGCAGUUUUUGGAUUAGUAUGGGUAGAAUGGGCAGGCGGAGGGAAGGGAUCUUGCUUGAGAUUCAGAAUGGUAAAAAUGGGAAAUAAAUGUUGACUGCUCUCAGUGUUUGCCAUGGCUGGAUCAGACCACUUAUACUGAUGGCAGGCAAGAUGUCUUGUUUACAAGACUUAUGCAGAAAUUGCCAGAUUAUAUAUCUUGCAAACUAGCAAGGUAAUGUUCUGCUUGACUCAUGAUUGGUACUUAAGCUGUAUGUUUAGAAACUGUUAAAAUUUUUAUCAAGCUUUUAUUUUAAUUUGUUUACAUCACAGGUGCCUUCUAAGGUACCGAUCAUUUGCACCCCAAACUUGUGGGUUUACUGUGAUUGAAAGCUGACGAUAAGUGAAACUUAAUUUAAUUGUCUACACAGCAGAGUUUAUCUAGCAAUAAAUAUGACGUUUAAUAGUACAUGACAUUAUAAUUCAUAUAUCCAUAUAUGAAACUGUAAUUUAUGUAAAAAUGAAGCUGUAUAUUUGUGUUUUGAUUUGGGGAAGGUGGAAGAGCUUUCUGUUGAAAUUUGCUGAAUUCAGCCAUGAACUGUAUUUCUGUAAUGGUUACUGGGAAUAUAUUAAAAUUAUUCGGACUGACUUGGAAUAGAC